This is a messenger RNA of Fraxinus pennsylvanica, 564 nucleotides long. NCBI's taxonomy places the organism in Eukaryota, Viridiplantae, Streptophyta, Magnoliopsida, Lamiales, Oleaceae. The record is from the annotation of a GenBank genome assembly.
AUGGAAGGCGAAAACUUCCCUUAUCUUUUCGAGCCUUCUUUUCCGUUGGCCUCGUUGAAUUCGCCGUCCUUUUUAGACCAACCCAUGAACAACUCUCAGUAUGCCUCAGAUUUUGAUCUGGCUAACAUGCUGUCUGGUUCCAUGGUUAAUGGGGGCGAAAACACGGUUUUUCCAAGUUUAUCGACGAAUUCUAGGAACACGAAUGAAGGGGAGAAUGUAAACAAAAAUAAAGCGAAAUCUGGAAGAAAGAAGAAAUAUAUUCCACCAAGGGUUGCUUUUCAUACCAGAAGCGCAGAGGACAUUCUUGAUGAUGGAUACAAAUGGCGAAAAUAUGGGCAGAAAGCUGUGAAGAAUAGUGCUCAUCCCAGGAGCUACUAUCGUUGCACGCACCAUACAUGCAAUGUAAAGAAACAGAUUCAGAGACUCGCGAAAGACACUAGCAUUGUUGUGACAACGUAUGAAGGCAUUCACAAUCAUCCUUGUGAGAAACUAAUGGAGACCUUGAUUCCAUUGGUGAAGCAACUUCAAUUUCUCUCAAAAUUUCCUAACCUGCCAAGUUGUUGA